This is a messenger RNA of Solanum tuberosum (potato), 1205 nucleotides long. RefSeq names its product protein MIZU-KUSSEI 1-like. Lineage: Eukaryota; Viridiplantae; Streptophyta; Magnoliopsida; Solanales; Solanaceae. The record is from RefSeq and is a predicted model, not a curated record. The coding region runs from base 124 to 885 and encodes 253 amino acids. The transcript has a single exon. Gene Ontology annotation, biological process: hydrotropism.
CCCAUAAAAACCACAAUAUUAGACCCCCAAAAAAACAUAAAAGAGUCAAAAACAACUUCCAUAUUUUCCUAACUUCCUCAACUUCUCUUUGUCUCUUUUGUUUUACUUCAAAUUUCAAAACAAAUGAGAACAAUAAUGGCUAAAAACCAACAUGAGUCCUUUUCUUUUUCAAGAAGGUACUUCAAUUUCAAGAAAAAAGUUGAAGAUGAAGAGUACGAUGAUGAAGUUUACUUAAAUGAUUUCCACUCUUCCUCGCUUAGAGGCGAGGAAGAGUAUUUUGGGAUGCAUUCUACAGCGAAUGCAUCCACAGUAAGCAAGAAACUGUCGCGUUCGACAGUUUCUAAGCUUCGUUCGGCUCUUACUUUUGGUAAGAGCCGAACACAAAUAGGGCUUGGGAGUAAAGUUGUUGGUACUUUAUUUGGUUAUAGAAGAGGACAUGUUCAUUUUGCAUUUCAAGAAGAUCCAAAAUUGGGCCCAGCAUUCUUUGUAGAAAUGGCCACUCCUACAAGUCAUUUAGUUAGAGAAAUGGCUUCAGGAUUGGUUAGAAUUGCAUUAGAAUCAGAUAAGAGGACAGGGAAAAAAGGGGUGAAAUUGCUAGAAGAGCCAAUUUGGAGGACAUAUUGUAAUGGUAGAAAAUGUGGCUAUGCAAUGAAAAGAGAAUGUGGGCCUGAUGAAUGGAAGAUUUUGAACUCUAUUGGGCCUGUUUCAAUGGGUGCUGGAGUUUUACCAAGUGAUGGUGAUGGAAUUGGGUUAGAAGGUGAAUUAAUGUAUAUGAGGGCUAAAUUUGAAAGAGUUGUUGGGUCAAAAGAUUCUGAGGCCUUUUACAUGAUGAAUCCUGAUGGUCAUGGUGGUCCUGAACUUAGCCUUUAUUUGCUUAGGGUUUAAACCGUGGCGUCCUGGUCAACUUAUGCUAUCUCGACUAUUUCACUGAGUACCUGUUAUGUUCGGGUUGAAUUAUAUAUGUAUUAGUAUAUGAUCAUAAGUUCUUAUGAAGACAUAAGAAGUUAGUUUUUUAUGAUGAGUUUGGAAGGAGGGAAUAUGGUAUAAUUAUGUAUUUUUGGUUUGUUUUAAUGUACUUUUAGGGUAUGGGGAAAACAAAUUAAAGAUAUGGAGGGGGGUGUGAACUAUAUAUGUAGAGACUAUGUUUUUCUAGUUUUGUUGAAGUGAAAGAUAAUGAAGUAAACUUUGGUACUCUCUUUUUUCUA